CCCGCUCCCCUAGCAGAGGCCUGGGCAGUGCGGGCGAGAGGGGCUCCCCAUCUGCCUCCCACUUCCGUGCGCGGCUCGCCCCAGGGGCCCUGCCCCGCUGGGCGCCUCCCGCUCCGCGCAGUAACAGCCCAGCGAAUAAGAGCAAGCUGCUGCUCGCCCCCCACCUGAGCCCCCCGGCGGCCGGACUCCGGGGGCCGACCCCCCACCUGGCUUCUCCGAGUCCCGGGCCCCGGCCCUCCCCCCGCCGUCUGGCUACUGACCCAGGGACGCUGGUGAGGCGAAGGCAGCGGCGGGCGCCCCGGGCAAGGGGCUGGGGGCAUGUUCGGGCGGCGCUGAGAGCGGAGCCCCCCGUCCUUCCCGGGCUGUGACAGGCGGGUGAUUUCUGCCUCCCCCCAAAUGACCCUGCGCUCUUUCGAGCCCUCGGAUGGCGCGGAGCGGGCCGGGACCGAGUGGCGGGGUCCCGGGGCUGAGGUGACCGAGCGGGCGGCGGCGGAGCACCUGGCCGCGGCCAUGGAGGAGUUGAGGCGGGCAGGGUGGUACUGGGGCAGUAUGAAUGUUGCUGAAGCCAAAGAGAGAUUACAAGAUACUCCUGAAGGUACUUUCUUGGUUAGAGACAGCUCCCAUUCGGAGUAUCUAUUGACUAUCUCGGUAAAAACAUCAGCUGGACCAACCAAUCUGCGUAUCGAGUAUCAAGACGGCAAAUUCAGACUGGACUCCAUCAUAUGUGUCAGAUCUCGGCUUAAACAAUUUGAUAGUGUGGUCCAUCUGAUUGAAUACUAUGUUCUUACAUGCAAGGAUAGAAAAACGGGGCCUGAAACUCCAUCAAAUGGAAUAGUGCAUCUUUAUUUGAACAAACCUCUCUAUACUUCAACUCCAUCUCUGCAACAUCACUGUAGAAUAACUAUAAACAAAUGUACAGAUAAGAUCUUGGAACUGCCUUUACCAGCAAGAUUAAAAGAGUACUUGAAAGAGUAUCAAUACCAGGGAUGGUCCAGGAAUCCUCCAUGGACAUCUCCAGGAAACUUUCAUGGAGGUACUCUGCAAUCCUUUGCAGAAGGUUUCUGGGAAGGGCUGCCUUAUUUUAUUCACCACAAUAGGACACUUUCCCGCACCACUCCAUUAUUCACUCUUCUGGCAUCAUUGCAGCACACAUCAUUGCAGCAUAAGGACCUGGUCUGCAUCCAGAUGCUUGCAGCAUCUGCUCUCUUGCUGCCUCUGUUACCCUCAGUGGGCGCAUCCUCCACACUGGGACAGAGACUUUCCCAGAUUAGAAGGUGGAAAAAGACGACUCGGGAAGACAUGUUUAAUGAGUUAAGGCGCACCUCCAAGAGUGACAAGAGAGCGCUCAGAGCAUGGAGGAUUACACUGUCUGAGAACCUGGACAUGGAGAGGGAGGACAGAAGAGCAUGCAGGGAACAAGAGCAUGCCAUACAGGAAGAGAUGCUGUGGAUUAUGAAGGAACAGACAUGUUGAGGUUCAAGAAAGGCAGCUGGAUGCUAGAGUCCCUCUGCAGCUUACGCUGAGCCUGCUGCUAUAAUCGCCCAGUUCUACAUCCUCCUCCCUAAAACAUCCUAUCAGGUGGGGUGCAAGGGAGUUCAGUAUCCCUUUCACUCAACACCAGUAUCGGAGGGGUAGCCAUGUUAGUCUGGAUCUGUAAAAAGCGACAGAGUCCUGUGGCACCUUAUAGACUAACAGA
This is a messenger RNA of Chelonoidis abingdonii (Abingdon island giant tortoise), 1696 nucleotides long. RefSeq names its product suppressor of cytokine signaling 2 (gene SOCS2). Gene Ontology annotation, biological process: intracellular signal transduction; phosphatidylinositol phosphate biosynthetic process. Lineage: Eukaryota; Metazoa; Chordata; Testudines; Testudinidae. Gene Ontology annotation, cellular component: phosphatidylinositol 3-kinase complex. Gene Ontology annotation, molecular function: 1-phosphatidylinositol-3-kinase regulator activity. The record is from RefSeq and is a predicted model, not a curated record.